GCUUACUCACUCGCGCACCUUCCUCACUCAGUGUCUCGCGUGCCCUAGCCUUCCUUUUCGCGAAACAGUCGCCUCCCCUCUUGUGCCCGAAGCUCGCCGGCCGGCGUUCGUUGCCAGCGAUCGCUCAACAGCCAGCGUUGGCCUCCUUGCCGGAGCUCCUAUCCGAGGGCUUUCACGCGAGCAGCUGGCCUCUCCCCCGCCUUCACCAGUUCGGCCCGGGGAACCGAUUCCGAGCUUUCUUGCAGCUUCCUCGCACCGGCCACGCUUCUCCGGCGCCUCCUCCUUUUGGCCCGAGGCAGUUGGCUCGAAGGUCCUCCCCGCCUGCAACACGGGGCGUCGGCGACCUCGCUUCCUCAUUCCCUUACGGCUGACGACCUUAGCCGCCGUAGACUUUGCUGGCUUUCGUUUCCUUUUGGCCGGAAACCUUGCUAGAACUGGCAGUCGGGGGCUGCGAGAGAUUUCUCCUCUUCUGUUAGGAGAGCUUCAUCUGCAACACGAGCGUGGGACAUCGAGCAAUCCCCCCGACGUGUAUUUGGAGAUGAUUCUUAAUGGAUGUUUGGCAACAUCUGGGCCUUUUGAGCCAAAAUGUCUCUCUUCACCUACAAAACAUUCAAGAUUUAAACAUUGGAGUGGAGCUUCUCAAACUUCUCAGGGCUUUCAUUUAAGAGGAUCACUUCUUAAAACCACCCACCUCUCAAAUUCAUCACCUGUUUCAACUGGAUGCCAUGGUGCAUUUCCGAGAACACUGCCCUCCAUUUUUCGCCGGAGCCGUCGAGGAAACUCGGUUUCCCUGAGAGCAUCGAAGGAUGUUCCGACUAGCUACCGCUACCCUGCGAUGACGAGGAAGCCCAGGUGGUGGUGGAGGACCCUAGCAUGCAUACCGUACCUCAUGCCUCUUCACGAGACAUGGAUGUACGCCGAAACCGCGUACCAUCUCCACCCAUUCUUGGAGGAUUUCGAGUUCCUGACCUACCCUUUCCUAAGGUUCAUAGGGAGCCUCCCGGGCUGGUUCCUCAUGGCUUACUUCUUCGUGGCGUAUCUCGGGGUCGUGAGAAGAAAGGAAUGGCCUCACUUCUUCAGGUUCCACGUCGUCAUGGGGAUGCUUCUCGAGAUCACCCUUCAGGUGAUCGGCACGGUGAGCCGGUGGAUGCCGCUCGCCCUCUACUGGGGCAAGAUCGGGAUGCAUUUCUGGACCGCUAUGGCCUUCGCGUACCUCUUCACCGUGCUCGAGUGUAUUCGUUGCGCCCUGGGAGGUAUGUAUGCUGAUGUCCCUUUUGCCAGUGAUGCAGCCUACAUUCAGAUCCCAUAUGAUUAAUGCUGCAUGCUUUUUGUUUAGGGUUUGUCUUGAGAUUUCUCCAAUACUUUGUCAUAGUUUUUGAUUUUUUUUGAGGGAUGUGUCCUGAAUCUGAAUGUUUCUGCUUUAUGUUAGAUGAAUUUGGUCAUGAAAAUGUUCCAAUUUAGACUAUAGCUUGUUAUGAAGGGGGACUUUGACUCAUAAAACCAUGAAUUCUUGUGUAUUUGUACA
Messenger RNA from Phalaenopsis equestris, 1525 nucleotides. Its product is annotated as protein TIC 20-I, chloroplastic-like. The record is from RefSeq and is a predicted model, not a curated record. NCBI's taxonomy places the organism in Eukaryota, Viridiplantae, Streptophyta, Magnoliopsida, Asparagales, Orchidaceae. Bases 539 to 1315 code for a protein of 258 amino acids. The transcript is spliced from 5 exons.